AGAGGCGAGGAUGGUGGACCCGGCGGGGCACGGGGACGGGGUCGGGGCUCCGGGAGGAGGAGGUCCGGCAGCGGCGGCGGCGGCGGUGUCCAGCGCCCCGGUGCUGAGGCAGGAGUCGCCUCUGCUGCGCUUGGACCUGGACAACUUCAACAGCGCCGAGGCCGAGGGCAGCCGCUACGUGUUGACCAGCCCCAGGUCGCUGGAGGCUUGUGCCCGCUGCGGGGUCAAGCCGGUGGAGCUACUCCACAAGUCCAUCAACGAGUUCGCCAAGGAAGCCCCGGCCAGGUCCAUGAGGGUGGCCACUGGACUCUACGAGGUGUACGAGAAGGAGAGGCGGAGGAAGCUGAGGGACUGCAGGGAGGAACGGGAAAGGAUUAUCAGGCUGGAGAGGAGGAGGAGUUGUAAUCCGAUCAGAAACAGCCUGCCAUCCUCGCCAGCUCCCAGGACUAAAAAACCACCGGCCACUGGCCUGAGCAGGUCGAGGAGCUACUCCAUGGAGUCCUUGCAGAAGAAGAAAAAUAGCCACUCCAAUGUCACCUCGUCUGACUCAGGGGCCUCUUCCUCCUUCAGUGGUGACACUUGCAAAGGCAGGAGCCAGUGGGUGAAGGUAAGUCCCAGAGGAAGGGAGCUGACCGGGAUACCGUCCGCAAUAGGCAAGAGCCUCAGCCUUGGCGACCUGUCCCACUCGCCGCAGACCACCAAGAAGGUGGCCAAGUUGGUGAAGGAGGUGAGGAGGGGAGGGCACGGCGAAGUGUCGGAGCGAGACAGGAAGAUAGCUGCCCUCAUGCUGGCCAGGCACCAGGAGGAGGCCCUGAUGAGUGGCCAAAGCUACAGGGCACACGUGGAGUGGGAGACGCGCAGGAGGAGGGAGGCCAUGCGGAGGGAUGAGGAAGAGAGGGAGAGGCAGAGGGCUCUGCUGCAGUGCCAGAGUAUGUGGGAGUCCAGGCUGGAGGCCCGGAGAGCCAAGAUGUGCCGCGAGCAGAAGGAAGCGGCCAGGCUGAGGCUGCAGCAGACCUCGCUGCAGGAGGAGAAGUGGAGGAUGUUGGCGGAGAGCCAGGAGCAGCAACGGAGGGGCAAACUGGAGAACGCCAAGCUGGAAGCCCAGGACAAGAAGAUGCACCAGGAGGAGCAGCUCAGGACCAAGGAGGUGGCAGUGAAGAUGGACCUGGAGCUCAAAGACCAACUGCUGCGUCAGAAGCUAACCCUGGCCAAGCAGAAGAAGUCGGAGAGCGAGGAGAAGCAAGUGCAGGAGAAGAAGAUCGUCAACAUGGUGCAGAGGUUGAAGCAUGACGCAGCCUUGAAGGAGAUUGCCAAGGAGAUGGAGAUGGAGAGGAAGGUUCUGAGGAAGUCCCUUCAGCAGAAGCUGACCAAGUCUCAGGAAAACUACGAGCAACUGAUAGAGAGGAGGAACCGGGAGCUGAAGGAGAGGGCCGCCCGGGAAGAGCUGCAGAUACAGAAGGCGCGGGUGGUAGUGGAGCAGCAGGAGAAGGAGCACCAGGAGCACCUGGAGAGCCUGGCCCGGGCCGCCGAGAAGAAACUUCAGCACGCCACCCAGGUCGCCCAGGAGAAGAUCACCCAGAUCUCCCGCAAGGCCGUCCAGAUCAGGGUGGAGAAGGAGCGGAUCCACAGGAUCAACAAAACCAAGUUGGAGGAAGAUGAGGUGUACAAGCGGAGGGAGAUACAGGACUCAAUAGCCAAGAAGCUAGAGAAGAGCGAAAGGAUCUUCAGGGAGAGACAGAUUGCACUGGAGAACUCCCGCUCGCUGGCCAGAGCCUCCUUCCAAAUCCGAGAUAAGGUGCGGGGGGAAAUCAACACCAGGACUUUUGACAAGAUGGUACUGGAAGCAGAACUGCAGGCCCACCUGGACAGAAAGUAGGCUGGGCAAGACCACUUUGUGGACUUACUGGAAACUAAUCCGAACAAUGCCUUUUUUUAACAGUUUCUAUUCCAUAAGAUUCAUGAGGCUGCGUGGUGUACCUUGUGCAUAAUGCUUGAUGUUUAAAGGUGUACAGAGUACCACAGAGUAUAUGGUUGCUUUCGUUUACGCUUGCCAUUAACAGGUUGUAACUCAUUCAACUUAUUUUUCUUGGUAACUUUGGCAAGUGCAUGCAAUCUUGUGCUAUUUUUAUGGGCCAUAAGAAUAACGCAACAUUGAGUAUGGAAAGGAUGUUUGUCAUUGCACAUAAUAUGGACCAGAUCUCUUCUAACAGUUAAUUCAACGAUUCAAUUAUACUUAUUGUCUCAUGUACAGUGGUCACUAGGUACAGUGAAAUUCUUUGUUUUGCGUACAACCCAACAGGACCAACGUCUACAGCUUCUUGCUGUAACACUUUUUCAGCUUAAUAAUAAUUAUUUAAACACUGGAUUGUCAUUUCUCUGACAUAAUCUGGUUCGUUCAUACUACAGAAACACGGGAGAGUCUUUAACUGAUCUGUUUACAUCGAUUUUAAUUGAACAAAAUGAGCGCGCAACUUUUGAUGGCUCAAGUUUAGGGUGAAAGGAUGUCCUAAGUGAAUAUGGAUCGUGACACAACCCGAUCCACUGUACGGUUUAGAUCACGAGUGGACAGAGAACUACACUCAGGUACUG
Leucoraja erinaceus (little skate) is the source of this 2589-nucleotide messenger RNA. RefSeq names its product coiled-coil domain containing 177 (gene ccdc177). Bases 11 to 1876 code for a protein of 621 amino acids. The record is from RefSeq and is a predicted model, not a curated record. The transcript has a single exon. Lineage: Eukaryota; Metazoa; Chordata; Chondrichthyes; Rajiformes; Rajidae.